Molecule: messenger RNA, 998 nt
Organism: Meleagris gallopavo (turkey)
Lineage: Eukaryota; Metazoa; Chordata; Aves; Galliformes; Phasianidae
Source: RefSeq, a predicted model, not a curated record
AUGCUUUAUGACAAGAAGAUUAUGGAAGUUAGUGUGUAUAAUUCAUCAACAUCCUUUAAUGACAUGUUGAGAAACAGCAAUUAUAAAAACAUGCAUCGAAGGCACACAACCCUUCGGGAGAAGGGCCGCAGGCAGGCCAUCCGGGGCCCAGCCUACAUGUUCAAUGAGAAAGGCACUAGCCUGACUGCAGAGGAGGAACGCUUUCUUGAUUCUGCAGAAUAUGGCAACAUUCCAGUCGUGCGAAAAAUGCUGGAGGAGUCCAAAACCUUGAACUUCAAUUGUGUUGAUUAUAUGGGACAAAAUGCCCUACAGUUAGCUGUAGGGAAUGAGCAUUUGGAAGUGACGGAGCUCCUCCUCAAAAAGGAGAAUCUAGCUCGAGUUGGGGAUGCGCUUUUGUUAGCCAUCAGUAAAGGAUACGUGCGCAUAGUGGAAGCAAUACUGAACCAUCCCGCCUUUGCACAAGGGCAGCGUCUCACACUCAGUCCCCUUGAGCAGGAACUGAGAGAUGACGAUUUUUACGCCUACGAUGAAGAUGGAACUAGGUUUUCCCAUGACAUUACCCCUAUCAUACUUGCAGCCCACUGCCAGGAGUAUGAAAUUGUUCACAUCUUACUUCUAAAAGGUGCACGGAUUGAAAGGCCACAUGACUAUUUUUGCAAGUGCAAUGAAUGUAUUGAGAAGCAGAGGAAAGACUCCUUUAGUCACUCUCGAUCGAGAAUGAAUGCCUACAAAGGAUUAGCCAGUGCUGCUUACUUGUCUCUUUCCAGCGAAGACCCCGUCCUUACUGCUUUAGAAUUAAGCAAUGAAUUGGCCAGACUAGCCAACAUUGAAACUGAAUUUAAGGUAACUUACUUGCAUGGCAUUUUUCGUGGUCAGAUGUGUUCAGUGUACUUCCAGUGUGUAUUUCACACAUUUGAUCAAGUUGUGUCUUGCACUCUUGGGGGGAGGAAACAGAAAGUAUAGAAAAUGUCUAUAUGUGUUCACAACACACAGAUCCA